AAACUAUUAAAAAUCAAUCAAAUAAAUAAACAAAAAAUAUUUGAAUAAACGAAAAAUAUGACAUGUGAUGGAUGUCCACCAAAAUUUAAUGCUGAAUUUCCUCCAUGUUUUCAAAAAUAUGUAGUCUUCCGAUCACACCGUAAUCCAGGUAAUAUUUCAGAACUACACUAUUUGGCACAUCGAAUAAAACCAAUACUUCUCGAUGGAAUCGAACUGGAUUAUGUCCACAGACUACUAUCAAAUAAAUCAAUAAUAGCCAAUUGGGUUUUGAGUCAUAAUAAGCCUUCUGGAUUUAGAUGUGGUGGUGUAUAUACAACUCAAAUACACGAUAAUAUUAUGCAAACUCCAACCAUUCGAGCCGACAUUAAUCCAACCAAACUAUCCACAAAUAUUGGUUUACUCUACUACCCGUUUCGAUGCUUGCGUCUUGAGACGGAAAUGCAAAGGGCUGCUGAAGACGCACCAUUGCAAACACAAACCUGCAUUGAAUUUUGUUCGAGCGGCUCAACAUUAACAACUAAUUUGUAUGACAUUCGAAGAGAUAGUGGACGUGCAACAUUAUCAUUUCUACGAUCAAUUAACGAUAACUUAGCGUUGGGUGCUGAACUCCUGCUAGAAUGGACGGAUCCCAGAUCGAUGAUGACCGAUACUGCUUUUGCUGGACGAUACAGAAGACAUUCGUAUUCAAUAGCUGCUUCUGUUUCUCGUCAAGGUAUAGAUGUAAGUUAUUGGCAACGCAUACAUCCUCAUGUGCAACUUGCGAGUUUGUGGGCAUGGCAACGUAAAACAGACAAAUCCGUAGGCACCCUCUGUUAUCAAUGGGACUUCAAAGAAGCCCACGUACGAGGCAUGUUCGACUCAAAUCUAUCCGUCGGCUUUAUGUACUCGAGAUAUCUAUCACAUAUACCUCUAAGCAUGGCCUUCAGUUUAUUUAUAAGUCUUCACACAAAUAAAUUUAUUUUUGGUUUAAAACUUAACUUGGAUCCUUGUGGAUUGCAAAGAGGAGAGUGAUGGUGUUUUUUAAAACACAGAAUUACAUGUAUAUUUUUAUUCACACAAUAAUUUUAAAUAAAAUUAUAAAAAAUAUGUCUUG
This is a messenger RNA of Lucilia cuprina (Australian sheep blowfly), 1093 nucleotides long. RefSeq names its product mitochondrial import receptor subunit TOM40B. Gene Ontology annotation, biological process: protein import into mitochondrial matrix. The coding region runs from base 58 to 1011 and encodes 317 amino acids. The transcript has 3 exons. Gene Ontology annotation, cellular component: mitochondrial outer membrane translocase complex; mitochondrial outer membrane. Gene Ontology annotation, molecular function: transmembrane protein transporter activity. NCBI's taxonomy places the organism in Eukaryota, Metazoa, Arthropoda, Insecta, Diptera, Calliphoridae. The record is from RefSeq and is a predicted model, not a curated record.